AUGAAUUGCAAAGCGAAGAGGAAUGAAAGCUGGACCGGCAUUGCGGCAACACUUUUAGAUGGAGGGAGGACUGUCCACAGUCUUUUUAGAUUGUCUGUACCGUUUGUGAAGACAAGUACUUGCAAUGUUCCUUCUACCAGUAAUCAUGCCAUAUUCCUGAUGCAACAAGACUUAUACAUUUUUGAUGAAGCAUCAAUGAUCCCUAAGCAUGCCCUUCAACCUAUCGAGACCAUGUUUAGGGAUAUUUCUAAUGUUGACAACUUAUUUAGAGGAAAAGUCAUUCUUCUAGGAGGGGACUUUCCACAAACUUUGCCAGUAAUGAAGAGAGCCAGACCUGCUAAAAUUGUAGAAACAUGUCUUAAAAGCUCCUAUAUUUGGCCAGCUGUUCAGAAUGAUCAAUCACAUGUUGAUGCAGUGUUUGAUGGUAACUUGGCAGAUUUUGCCAGUAGGAUUAUUCUGACCCCUACAAAUGAUGGUGCCCUUGAUAUUUAUAACAAGAUAGUAAAUAAAAUUCCAGGGCAAAUAGUACUAUAUAACAGUGCUGACUCUGUAGUUUCAGAUGGUCCUGAAGAAAUUGCACUUUAUCCAGUCGAGUUUAUCAAUUCAAUUACACCUUCUGGUAUGCCACCACACAACCUGCAACUAAAAAUAGGUGCACAACAUGUAAUCGAUGCUGAAAUCAUUACUGGUGUUGCUUCUGGUAAAAAAGUGGUAAUACCUAGAAUUCAAUUGGCGCCUUCUGACACUGGUCUUCCUUUUCAGCUACGAAGACGUCAGCUUCCUAUACGUUUGGCCUAUGCUAUGACAAUUAAUAAAUCUCAGGGACAAACAUUUAGUAAAGUUGGAAUUUAUUUUCACAGACCAUGCUUUUCUCAUGGACAAUUAUAUGUUGUAUUUUCACGUCCACGUUCCUUUGAAGAUGUGAAGGUAAAGAUUCGUCAAACAGAAGCUCAAGGUUAUGUUCAGCAUAAAUGUUAUACACCAAACAUUGUUUACAGUCAAGUGCUUUGGAGUGACAAAUAA
Hydractinia symbiolongicarpus is the source of this 1023-nucleotide messenger RNA. Its product is annotated as ATP-dependent DNA helicase PIF1-like. Gene Ontology annotation, biological process: DNA repair; telomere maintenance. Bases 1 to 1023 code for a protein of 340 amino acids. NCBI's taxonomy places the organism in Eukaryota, Metazoa, Cnidaria, Hydrozoa, Anthoathecata, Hydractiniidae. The record is from RefSeq and is a predicted model, not a curated record. Gene Ontology annotation, molecular function: DNA helicase activity. The transcript is spliced from 4 exons.